Messenger RNA from Capsicum annuum, 843 nucleotides. Its product is annotated as ethylene-responsive transcription factor 1-like. Gene Ontology annotation, molecular function: DNA binding; DNA-binding transcription factor activity. The transcript has a single exon. The record is from RefSeq and is a predicted model, not a curated record. Lineage: Eukaryota; Viridiplantae; Streptophyta; Magnoliopsida; Solanales; Solanaceae. Gene Ontology annotation, biological process: regulation of DNA-templated transcription; ethylene-activated signaling pathway. Bases 3 to 746 code for a protein of 247 amino acids.
CAAUGAUAGGCCAAGCAUAUAAAAUUAUAAAUAGAGAGAACAUCAACCCAUCCAAUUCAUCCACACUCCACAGCAAGACACCAGUAACAAAAAUUGCAAGAAAUUAUUCAUCCAAACAAAACUUUAUUAGGGCAAAGAAAAUGAAUCCAUUUGAUCAAAAUUGCUCUUUUUCUGAGAUUAGUUCUGAUUUUUCCAAAAGUUUUUCACCGAUGAAUUCGAGCAAUGCAACGCCUAAUAAUAGUCCUAGUUCAAGUUUCGAUAGCUUCCUCUGGGAUGAAAACAUCAAUGAAGAAACAAUGUAUCUCCAAUCGCAUAAAAAGCCCAAGCCUGGGCACAAGGAUAAAAUGCAAGGCCCGAGGGAGGAGGCCCGUGAGGAAAGCACGCGACAAGAUUGGAGGCGGUACCGAGGAGUGAGGAGGAGGCCGUGGGGAAAGUUUGCAGCGGAGAUAAGAGACCCGGAUAGAAGGCGCAAAAGAUUGUGGCUAGGAACUUAUGAGACUUCGGAGGAUGCAGCAUUGGCUUAUGACCAAGCCGCAUUCAAAAUGCACGGCUCCAAAGCUCGGCUCAACUUUCCUCAUUUGAUUGGUCCGAACAUGCCUGAGCCGCCUAGGGUAACAGCAAGGCGCUGUUCGCGCUCGCUUGAACCAAAACCUCCUUCUUCUUCCCCCUCAUCAGAAAAUGGGACAAGAAAAAGAAAUAUAGAUGUUAUAAAUUCAAUAGCCAAAGCAAAGUCUUUUUGGUCAUAGUAGUUGGAACCUACAAAUGUUAUGACAACUAGGGCAGCCUGGUGCACUAUACUUUUACUGUGCAUGGGGUCGCACUAUAAGAGUUUAUUAUACACAA